AUGACCGUACAAACCAUCUACAUCGCCAGACAUGGAUACAGAUCCAAUUGGCUUCCAGAAGGACCAUAUCCUUCCCCACCAACUGGUAUCGACUCCGAUGUUCCAUUAGCUGAGCAUGGUGUACAUCAAGCGAAAGAACUGGCUCAUUACUUGCUCUCCAUCGAUAACCAGCCUGAAUUGAUUUUUUCCUCUCCAUUCUACAGAUGUGUACAGACAAGUAAACCAAUUGCUGGUCUUCUGGAAGUUCCUGUGCUUGUAGAACGAGGCAUUGGGGAAUGGUACAAACCAGAUAGACCUGUUAUCCCAGUUCCAGCUACUAUUGAUGUCUUGAACAAUUUUUUUAAACCUAUGAUUAACGAAGAAUGGGAGUCAUGUUUGAUACCUAGUGAUAAAGGUGAGACAGAAGCUGAUAUUUUUGAUAGAUGCAAGAGGUUUUGGCCGCUUUUCAUAGCCAAAGUGGAGAAGGAAUUCCCAAAUGUAGAGACAAUAUUAUUAGUGACUCAUGCUGCAAGUAAAAUAGCGUUGGGAUUGAAUUUAUUAGGAUUGAAAACUUGUAGGGACUUCAUAGACGAUGAGGGCAACACAAUCAGAUGCGGUAGUUGUUCACUUGAUAAAUAUGAAUUGAUCAAACCAAAGAAGAACUCGGAUAAUAAUGAAAGUGACGAGGAAGAUGCUGAAGAUAUCCCAUUCGAAAAACGUAAGUGGGUCCUGACAAUGAAUGGUAAUACUGAGUUCUUAAGAGGUGGUGAGGAAAUGGAUUGGAAUUUUCAGAGGAAUGUUGAAGCUGGUUCUAACGCAGACGUUGUUGCUAGAUCAUCUGGCAAUAAUGCAUCCAAUUCUACCGAAACUGAAACAGAAAUAGAAACAGAAACAAUUUAUGUCAGCGUUGAUCUACCGAGUAAAAGCUAUAAGAAAAAAACAGAGCUUCCUAGAACUGCAAUGUUUCAGUAUUCAGGUCUAGAGACAGAAGCACCAUUGUUUAAGAUUGGUGACAAGGUUUAUGAAGGGAAUUGGCAAAAAUUCCUUGGGACUGAGAUAGCAUUUCCAGAUGCAGCUACUUUGAAUAAGAAAACGGCUUAUACCUCAACAGAUACUGCGACACCAACGGAGGAUCGCCAUAACGAAGAAAAGGAAUAUGAAGAAAAUGAGGAUGAAGACGAAGAAAGGAAGGUUGACUCUAAUAAAACAGAAUUAGAAAAUGCUGAGAAAAUUUACAGAAUUACUGACAGAAUUGGAUUAGUGAAUCUUCGCCCAAUUUAA
This is a messenger RNA of Naumovozyma castellii, 1260 nucleotides long. It is a transcript of the gene TFC7, whose product is annotated as transcription factor TFIIIC subunit TFC7. The record is from RefSeq and is a predicted model, not a curated record. The coding region runs from base 1 to 1260 and encodes 419 amino acids. The transcript has a single exon. NCBI's taxonomy places the organism in Eukaryota, Fungi, Ascomycota, Saccharomycetes, Saccharomycetales, Saccharomycetaceae.